AUGGCAGAAAGUAAACCUAAAAUAAGCAAGGAUUUUCACAUUUAUGAUGAUGUGAUGAUACAAACAAAGACUCCUUCUUGUCAUUAUACAAAAAUAAAAAAGAAACUUUGUCUGUAUGAAAUUUUUCCAUUUCAGCUGCAAUCUAGCACUUCAAUUCAAUUGCCUUUUUUGAACUUUCAGGCUUGA
Messenger RNA from Clunio marinus, 186 nucleotides. The record is from the annotation of a GenBank genome assembly. Lineage: Eukaryota; Metazoa; Arthropoda; Insecta; Diptera; Chironomidae.